This is a messenger RNA of Phlebotomus argentipes, 2100 nucleotides long. RefSeq lists its product as uncharacterized. The record is from RefSeq and is a predicted model, not a curated record. NCBI's taxonomy places the organism in Eukaryota, Metazoa, Arthropoda, Insecta, Diptera, Psychodidae. The coding region runs from base 690 to 1220 and encodes 176 amino acids. The transcript is spliced from 2 exons.
UGUUCUAAGUGAGAUCCAGUUUGUGAUUCUUUCCAUCAGCCUCUAAUUGAUUAUUCUGACCAGGGACAGCGUUUAAUGAGUGAAAGUAGCAUUUCUAACAGUGGAAAAAGGCAGGUGAAAAAGGGUGGCUUCGAGUGAAAGACAAUGUACAUCCGGGCCUUUAUUGGAAAGUCGAGAGAUUGGUGAAUAGAAGUGAUGUCGUGUGCUUCCUCUUGUGAAAUUGGAAUCCCAAGUAUUAUUUAACUGGAGUGGAGAAGUCAUGCACGUACAUUUUCUCAAUUGUCGAGAGAAGAUCUUCAGUGUCUGUAGCUGGUAAUGCAUCAUCGGGAGACAACAAUCUUCAAGACGCUCGUUCGUCGUCGCUGAACUUUGCAAACACUCGAGUUUUCGUGAACUAUUGGGAGUAAAUUCUUCAUGAUUCUCCACGAUCAUCCGUGGCAGAUGCAGAGGCUGAGGCAAAUGCCAAGGCGACGACAGGGGAAAUAGUUAUUCCUCAUCAUUCACAUCAGGCGUCUUCCUCACCUCAAUAUUCAUGGCUGCUUCGUGAAUUGAACCACGCAGUCGAAAAAGGACAUGGAGUCAAUCGUCUAGUGAUAAAUCACACAUCACAAAUAUUAACUCAAAGAAAGGUUUAUUUCUCGCAAAAUCUGCAAAGACUCUUCAAGAGAAUUUUCCAUCAGUGAUCCAGAAUGUCUUCAGAGCGAUCCAUUCCCCAUCUUAGGGACAUAUUUGGGCUCUCGAGCUACUCAUCUCUUGGCGGAGGAACGCAGAAGACAGGCGAUUUACACCACAGCAAUUUAGCAGUUAAUGAUACUCACUCGAGUGGGAAGCAAUCGAAGAAGCGGCGCGACAAGAGUGCAUCGAAUGGCGAUGUGAAAACCCUUGAGAGACACUUGAGUAUGAAGAAGACCAUUAGAAAGAAGAUAAUGCGCGAUUUGCAGCAAGCUUUCGUGGAUGAUCCCAAUGAGUUUAAAGUGGAAAAUCCAACAGCGGAUCAGCUGAAGGCCGAGUUGAAUGCUGAAGCCCUGAGAUUUGGAGACAAUCGCCGCAUGAGGAAGUCAGACAAUUUCCUGGACAUGCUUCGCGGUGACCAUCAAAAGACUUACGAUUAUCAGGAUGUGGAGCAUCACAAGAAGCGAGGUGGCAAUGGUGACUUUGGCGGAAGUGAGAAGCAAAGCUUCUGGAGUCGACUUGGGAUGCGAAAGGGCAACAAGAGAUAGAAAUUUUCAUGACAUCGGCGAAUUUUCCUCAAAAUUUAUCUACAUAUUAAGGCUCAUGAUGAAAUUAUUGAAAAAAAUAUAUAUUAUUGUGUAAAAAAUAUUGGUAUUCCUAUCUCUCUUACCAUGUGAAUUCUAAUGUUUGUAUUAAUGAAUUUAUUGUAGGAUUUAAUAAAUUAGUCACAAAAACUCAUGGCUUUUUUGUGAGACGCUGCAAACUUUCUCUGAGUGCAAUCAUCAGAAUUGCAAUUGCAUUUCCAAUGCCGAAUGAAUUAUUUAUCUCACACAUUUCCACUUGCACUGAAACAAACUGUCCUUGCAUGCACUUGAGGAAAGGGCAAUUCAAUGGAUCAUCAAUUAGAACAUACGAAAUAUGAUGAGAUUAUUUAUUACUUUAAUUUUCCACGACACGUUAGAAAAAUCACUUCAAUGCUUGACAAAUUAAUUUAAGUAUAAACAAGACCAAACAAUCCCGUAAUUAGAAUUCAAAAUUGUCAAAUGUAUUUAAAUGAUUUUCUAAUAUUAAGCAAAUUGUGUAAUCCUAUAAAAAUGAAGUUGAAAGCCCCUUGAUAAUGUGUAAAGCAAAUUGACAGCUUUCAUGAAUGGAAAAUUUCCGUAAACAUUGCUUGUAAAUCUCGUGUAUUUCAUCCAUAUUAUGUGUAACGCAUUUUCCUCACUUAAAGCUCUUAAAGCAGAAUAACAUGCAUUCUAUACUCACAUGGCAAAUGAUGAUUGUAUUGAUCUGAAUAUUAUAAACUUAGGAAAUAGAAAGCACAAUAGAAAAUCAAUCAAAAGGACUCUCGUGUUUCCCUUUUUCCAGCUCAGCUGAUGACAAUAAGUUACGCCAUCUAGGAUGGAGCAUUGUAGAGCAAACAAAUAUUAA